Molecule: messenger RNA, 399 nt
Organism: Musa acuminata AAA Group (dessert banana)
Lineage: Eukaryota; Viridiplantae; Streptophyta; Magnoliopsida; Zingiberales; Musaceae
Product: mediator of RNA polymerase II transcription subunit 32-like
Exons: 1
Coding region: 1-399 (132 amino acids)
Biological process (GO): regulation of DNA-templated transcription; cold acclimation; leaf senescence
Cellular component (GO): mediator complex
Source: RefSeq, a predicted model, not a curated record
AUGAGCAAUGAGUUCGACGAGGUGUUGGCGGCAGCCGCGGACGUGAUACAGGCGAGGGAAGCAUCGUUCGGCCUGCGGACGGCGGCGACGGAUGCGGCGCUCGAGAAGUUUAGGCAGCGGUGGGGACUCUUCAAGUUGUCAUGCGACCGGGCGGAGGACGUGGUCGACUCGGCGAGGAGGAGUAUCAUGGCAGAGCGUCUGAUGGACGCGGCCUCCGGGAUGGCACCGGGGCAACCGGAAACAGCGGGGUUGCAGCAUCUCAACGUGCCCCGCUUUGAGCGGGCGCUCCACAAGGUCAACUCCGUCGCCGCGGACCUCGGACGUGGAUCGGCUGCCAUGGCCGCCGCCUCCUCAUCCGGCCCCUCCGCUGCGACACCUUCCGUAGACAAGGCGGAUUGA